AUGGUGUGCCACAAUGGUAUUUCUGGAUGGAUCAAGAACCGAUUUUUGAGGGAUGGAAAAGGUGCAACUGUCAAUGGACAUUGGACAAGGAAGAGACAAAUCAUGCCAGCCGUUAUUUUGACCCCCUCCCCCUCUCUCGUGUCUCCAUCUGACAAGUUCACAGCCCGAAUUCUCUGUCUCUUCCUCUUCUGGUUUCUGUUGGGGAACCUGAGUUUUUGUCACCACCUCUGGCUCAUGGAAGAUGUCCAGGAAAAUGUUGUUUCCUCCAGCAAUGGUCGUGUUAUCAAUGCCAAAGAAAUUCAAGAAGAACAGAAAGAAGAAGAGGAGGAAGAAGGAGAAAGGCUUCGUGUUAAAGGCAAGAAAUUCCGGGCCGGUUUCUCCGACUCUAUAUCCUCCCAUGACUUAAGAUCUUUGGAGAUGGAGGGGAGGGUGGAUGAUUCUUCCCCCCGAGGAGUUUUCGAGGAUGGCCAGAGCAGCGUAGAACUCGAUGUUACUUCCCCUGCCAGCACCUCAAGUUCCGAAUGCCAGUCAUACUCAAAAGCCUCUAGCAAUAGGUGGCGGGGUUUCCUCCGUUCGCUGAAGAAGGGAUCCACCGUGCGCUUCCACACGUUUCCUCUGAAGAGCGUCCCCAAGCUCACUAGGAGGAAGAGCAGGAGGAUAAGAGAAGACAUGGUGCCAGCGUUCCAUGCCAGCCUGGACACCGAGCUCGGCGAGCUGAGCUAUUUCAAACCGUCCUGGAGGAAUUUUACGCUCUUGGAGCUCCAAGAUGCUACCGACAACUUCAGUCGUGAUAAUCUAAUUGGGGAAGGAGGAUGUGCUGAAGUUUACAAGGGUGUACUGCCGGGUGGGGAGAUCGUUGCGAUCAAACGGUUGACGAGGGGAUUGCCGGAGGAGAUGACAGCAGAUUUCUUAUCUGAGCUGGGAAUCAUAGUACAUGUGGACCAUCCGAACAUCGCCAAAUUGAUCGGAUAUGGAGUCGAAGGGGGAAUGCACUUGAUUCUCCAUCUGUCUCCUCACGGGAGCCUCGCGUCUCUAUUAUACGGCUCUGGGGAGAAACUGGACUGGGGUAUCAGGUACAAGGUCGCUUUAGGAACUGCCGAAGGACUAUUGUAUCUUCAUGAGGAGUGUCAGAGGAGGAUUAUUCACAAAGAUGUGAAGGCCGCUAAUAUAUUGCUCUCCGAGGAUUUCGAGCCCCAGAUAUCUGAUUUCGGGCUUGCAAAGUGGCUGCCAGAGCAAUGGUCUCAUCACACUGUAUCGCAAAUUGAAGGCACAUUCGGAUACCUUCCUCCCGAGUACUUCAUGCACGGGAUUGUCGAUGAGAAAACAGAUGUGUAUGCAUACGGUGUACUGUUACUGGAGCUCAUCACGGGACAGAAAGCUUUGGAUAGUUCGCAGAAAAGCCUCGUCAUGUGGGCCAAGCCUCUGCUUUCUGAUAACCGCAUGAAGGAGGUCGUGGAUCCAUCUCUUGCCGGCGCCUACGACUCGGAACAGAUGGACCGUUUGAUCUUGGCAGCCUCUUUAUGUACCCAUCAGUCUUCGAUCCAUAGACCCCAAAUGAGCCAGGUCGUAAGCCUUUUGAAAGGCGAACAGCGCAGUUUGGAGCUCGCAAGAGAACAACACCAGGGGCCUUCACUGCAAAGAACGUACUCCGAGGAGCUGUACGCCGCGGAGGAGUACAACGCGACCAAGUACCUAAACGAUCUGGAUCGCUACAUGGAGAUUGUCCAGGGCUUAACUAAGGAAUGCCGAACCGAGUAGCUUGUCUUUUUGUAACCAUGACUCGUAAAGGAGAUACGUUAAUCCAAAUGUAACUCGUAUUGCUU
Molecule: messenger RNA, 1823 nt
Organism: Syzygium oleosum
Lineage: Eukaryota; Viridiplantae; Streptophyta; Magnoliopsida; Myrtales; Myrtaceae
Product: receptor-like cytosolic serine/threonine-protein kinase RBK2
Biological process (GO): protein phosphorylation
Molecular function (GO): protein kinase activity; ATP binding
Source: RefSeq, a predicted model, not a curated record